Papilio xuthus (Asian swallowtail) is the source of this 2094-nucleotide messenger RNA. It is a transcript of the gene Tif-IA, whose product is annotated as RNA polymerase I-specific transcription initiation factor RRN3 homolog Tif-IA. NCBI's taxonomy places the organism in Eukaryota, Metazoa, Arthropoda, Insecta, Lepidoptera, Papilionidae. Gene Ontology annotation, biological process: transcription initiation at RNA polymerase I promoter. The record is from RefSeq and is a predicted model, not a curated record. Gene Ontology annotation, cellular component: nucleus. Gene Ontology annotation, molecular function: RNA polymerase I core binding; RNA polymerase I general transcription initiation factor activity.
CCAAUGUUCCGCGCACAAUAAGUUGUGCACGUGUUGUUUUCAAGUAAUUUUCGAAAUUGUGAUUUACUCUCAAUUUGCUUAUUAAAGAUUUAAGCUUAUUACCGUUCUUAUAAUCAAUUAGCUUUUUUUACAUAUAUAACCGAUACACGAUGUAAAUUUAUUAUUGUGCCAUGUCCAAAGAAGGUUAUAGUACCGAGAAGAAAGAAGGUGACAGUAAAGUCGUUCUGGAAAGGUUACAAUCGUUUUUAAAAGAUAAAAGAAGCGCUGAAACAGCGGAGUCCAGCAUAAGCUACCCUAAACCUAGUACGAGUUUUGAACAGAGCUCACAAGGCACUUCAAACGUUGAAGACAGCAGUACUGUUUUACGGGAGAUUUUAAAUCACAAGAAAGCUGAACUGCUACGUCAGCCAGAAAUUAUUGCAUAUUUGAAGGACGUAUCGGCGGCUCUUAAAAAAUAAUGGAAAUGAUAACUCAGAAAAAUGUUGCCGCUUUGAUGCGGAAAACAUUAGACCGGCAAAAUGCGCAGGCUCGUAUGAAAUUAUCAUUUAAAAAAGGUCAAAUAGAGCAAGUUCUAGUAAAUUAUACGAGGAACAGUAAUGUUGGUCCAUACCAUGAUCUUGUCAAAGUAUUAGAGGAAUAUCCUAUAAAUGAUGACAAUUAUCAGGUACUGCUAGAAGAUUGUUUGGCAUGUGUCGUUCUUCUUGGAAGGGAAUUGAAGCAUUUUGUCGAUGUGUUGUGCAAUGUGGAGUGGGCUGGUAGAGGAGAAAAGUUUGUUGAAAUGUACAGCAGAUUUGUACUUAAUCUAGUUACUGCUCAUACAUACCAUUGCCCUAGAGUUAUGACAAACUUAGUUAAAUUAUUUAAAGAGGCAGGAUGUUUUUCAAACAGAGCUUACAUACAUAACUUAAUAUGGAUGAGCAAAUAUUUGCCAUUGCUAAAGGAACAACUUGUUAUGGCUGUUAUUAACAGAAUGGUUACAAUGGAUGUUAAUAUAGAAGAUCAAGCUAAGAACAAGUUACAAAUAGACACAAUGUUUGAAAUGGACACAGAGGAACAAGACACUGUUUCAGAGACACUAGAUUACUGUAUGAUAGAAGUAUUGAAAUGGUUAGAAGAUGAGAGAGAACCUGCUCUUGUGAUAAUGUGUAAUGUCUUUGAAAGAGUCAUAUUACCAACACAUGGUAUAAGACAUGUUCAAUUCCUAAUACUCUAUACGAUAUCAAUAAGCCAACAAUGUGCUGAUCGUAUAUUUUCCAAUCUAUGGAUGAUUGCUGCCGGUCUGCACGGGUCCGGUCCGGGAGCAUUGGCCACAAGACGGACAGCAACCAGUCAUUUAGCUGGCUUACUAGCUCGCUGUGUCCGUAUAUCAAACAGUAGACUGAUACAUUACCUGAAGAGCAUGGCCGAAUGGUGUCACUCUUAUAUUACUGCAACUCAAGAGUCAACUGCAGUCAGUGAUAACACUAAAGUGCAUGGUGUCUUCCAUUCUAUAUGCCAUGCAAUAUUCUACCUGGUUGCGUUUAAAAAUCAUCAGCUAUUUGUUAGUAAAGAAAGUCUGAACUUUGUGGAAUCAUUAAACCUGCCUCGUCUUGUGACAUGUUCCCUGAAUCCACUCCGUACAUGUCCACCGCAGGUGACGCGGGCGUUCUCGUCUGUGACGCGAGCACAUCAAGUGGUCUACUGCCAGGCUAUCAUAGAGAAGAACACGCGACACUCUCUACAGUACAGUACUGAGGAAUGUUACAAUGAAUGGUUCCCAUAUGACCCUUAUACAUUGCCAAAAUCCGGUCAAAUAAUAUGGCCGUUGUGCAUAGAAUAUAAAGACUGGGCUAAAGAUGGCGAUGAUGAAACACAAUAUUCUAGUAUCAAGAAGAAAUUAGUCGCAGAAGAUGAUGAUUAUUUAAUUGCAAGUCCUAAUCAGAAAUUGGCAAGUUCACUCUCAAAUAAUAUAUUACCAGGCUUCAAAACGAGUGAGACUAUUAUUAUGUGAAAUACAUAUAUCUAUGUUAAAUGAAUUAACAAGAAAAGUGAUAUGUAAUUGUAAAAUACUAGUGUAUAUUUUAUAUUUAUCAUCAAACUUUAAAACUAAAGUCU